UGGAAGAGGUGGAAGAGGUGGAAGUGAUGGAGGAGUCGGUGGACGUUGAGCAGCGCCAGCGCGUUGUGGUGUGGUGUUUCGGUCGGUAGUGGUCGUCGGCUCGGGAUUUGCCCCCUCGCCGCCAUGCCAGUGGUUAGUGUAGUCAACCAAACAUCAUGAUGUGGCAAUACGUUAGCGCUGUCUCAAUGAAAUAAAAAAAGAAAAUAAUAAGGCAAUCCCAAUGAAAACCGCCAAGAGUGAAUAUCACACCAUACAACAAUAUCAACAAUAAAUAACGAAAUCCCCGAGUCCCAUCACUACGUCGUGACACAGUGCUGCGCGUGAUAUUUUUUUUUUUAUUAAAAAAAAUCUAAACUCCACUCGGUGAAAUUCGUGAAUUGACAAAACACCGACUGGUGUCCAAGUGCCGACUCGGUGCAGGUGUAAAUACGCAACGAUAAAAUACCAGAAAUAUCGAUAUUAUCAGCGAACAUACUGCGGAUAAUUGCCGGUGGUACAAUGUCACAUGGAGUUGUGGAUUAUUGGAACUCUUUGAGACGAUAAAAAGGGAUAAAAUCUGGUAUAUUGUGGGGUGAGAGAGUGGUUGGUGCGGGUGGGAUUCUCCUCUCCUCUCGCACCACAAGGAAUUAUCCAUUGCGACUAGACUGGGAUCAUCCUGGUUAUCGCAUCCAUCACGACACGAUGCUGGAUCCAAGUGUCCUCACAGAUCUCGAGGAAUUGACUCUGUGUGGCUACUGCAAGCUCAAGUACAACGACGACGAUCAAUGUCCAAAAUACUUGAGCUGCAAGCACUACUUCUGCUUGCGCUGCAUAGAGAACAAUUUACUCAAGGGACGUGAAUUAUUCUGCGCCCAUUGCUGGAAGAGAACUGAUCUUGGUGAGCAGGGACCCGAUGCACUACCCACAAAUUCACCCCUUUUAGCACUGGCCAAUAAUUUUUCCUACCUCAAGAGAACCAGCAAUGGUACGACACCUAAACCAGCCGAUAAAGAGAGAAAGAGCGAAAAUUGUCACACACAUGGCAUGCCCCUUGCCCUCUGGUGCACAACGUGUUGCACACCGUUGUGUCGAGCUUGCGCAACACCACAGGAUCAUCCUGGUCAUCAGAUCAAGACUCAGACAGAUGCCAAAGAACAACUUAUGUCCGACGUUCAACUGGAACUGGUAACAAUGGGCAAAUUAUCCACGGAGAUCCAGCGCCUAGCAAUGCAGCAACGUGACUUCCUGAUAAAAGUCCUGGAGGCAUGCGUUACCCUAAAAACCCACGUGGAAACAGACCUGCAGAAUGGCUGGACACACUUGCCGGAGAUAUCAGACGCACGUGAGACCUUGGGGAAGGCGAAGGCGAGUCUGCAGGUGAGUGACAGCCCCUCAGACAUCUCAACUCUGCACGCGCAGUUGGCCCUCGAGAAACAACGCCUCCAGUCAAAAUACCAGGAGAUGAUGCUGCAGUGUCAACUAGACGAUUUAAUCGGUAACUCAGGCGUGAUCUUUGACUUUGCCCUGCUUAAACAGGCACUCGCUGGAAUUCACUCGGGCGAGCAGAUCCUCCCUGGGGGAAAUGGCAGACUCCCCAACAUAACAGCAAGCCAAAAUCCAAUUCUCUUCCUGGCAAACUACUGCAUGUCCCAACUGUACUCUCGUCACAUGGUGAACAAGCAGCACCUGCAUAAUGGCUCGAUAGAUUAUCACCAAGUGAGCAUGAUGCCUCCAGGGUCGAUCCAGAUUCAUCCAGUGCCCCAGGCUCCCCAUAAUCAACUUCUCAUUCAACCUGGCUCACCCUCAUUAAAAACCGUGCCAGUACCAAACUCAAUACUUCAGCCUCAGUCUGGAUUCAUCCAAGAUACUAACUCAGGCAAUCCUCCCCUCGUCUCAGUCCUUUCUCCCACUCAAUCGAACAACAACAACAUCACUCUUCGACCCCCUCAUCCCUAUCCCAUGUACUACUUCAACAUCGAGGUGAAUGGCUCACCCCACGGUAGAAUAGUCAUCGAAGUUCGCCCAGAUGCUGCACCUAAGAUGGCUAAGAACUUCAGUGUCCUAGCCACUGGUGAAAUUGGGGUUGGCUACAAGGGCUGCUCUAUCUUUCAGUGCUGGGAGGGUGAGUCGGUCAUCACUGGAGAUUUUGAAUUGAACAAUGGAAGGGGGGGAAGGAGCAUCUUCGAGGAUGGCUACUUCAUGCCCGAUGACACCAAAUUUCCAGCUGUCAGGGGCGCUGUGGGCAUGCGACGUACCCAGAAGCGUCAUGACAAUAUGGGAAUGGUGGGCUCUCAGUUCAGAAUUAUUCUCCAGGAGAUGAGGGGCUUCACUGCUAUUUUUGGACACGUCAUCGAAGGACUGGAGUUGAUUGAGAAAAUUUCCACGUACGGCGAUCAGACUGGCAAGCCAACUAAGAACAUUUUGAUCACCAAGUGUGGAAAAUUGUAACGUUCGAUUUGUUGUUGUGAUUCAUGUUACGCUGAUGAUCUCUGUGAGCUUUUAUCGUGAGGUUUUUUCGGGGGGCAAGAUGGGUUAAUAUGAGCUAGCAUUGUUUAUGAUUCGAUGGUGGGCUUUAAGAUUUAUGGAAUGUUGAAAUCUAUUUUUAAAAAUUGAUAAUUUAUGAGAGAAGACUAUGAAGAUGCGAAUAUUUAAAACUGUAUUUUGCUAAUAACGAUGGAAUUUUGAGACGGAGUACUCCAGGAUUGUUUUAGAUGACUUGAUCGACACAAUAUGUACCUCAGAAUCGAUCGUAUAUCGAUUUCUAAACUCUUAGAUGUAUGAUAAUCGUGUUAUUCGAGUUUAUAUAUUUUUGUUUGAGUGCUAAACGAAGAUCACUGGAUUGAUUUUUACGAAUGGAGAAGCAAGUUAGAGAAUUUUGAAGAUGUUUUGUGAGAUUCAACAAUUGAGAG
This is a messenger RNA of Fopius arisanus, 2888 nucleotides long. RefSeq lists its product as uncharacterized. NCBI's taxonomy places the organism in Eukaryota, Metazoa, Arthropoda, Insecta, Hymenoptera, Braconidae. The coding region runs from base 682 to 2427 and encodes 581 amino acids. Gene Ontology annotation, biological process: protein peptidyl-prolyl isomerization. The transcript has 4 exons. Gene Ontology annotation, cellular component: intracellular membrane-bounded organelle. Gene Ontology annotation, molecular function: peptidyl-prolyl cis-trans isomerase activity; zinc ion binding. The record is from RefSeq and is a predicted model, not a curated record.